This is a messenger RNA of Anisakis simplex (herring worm), 2955 nucleotides long. The record is from the annotation of a GenBank genome assembly. Lineage: Eukaryota; Metazoa; Nematoda; Chromadorea; Rhabditida; Anisakidae.
AUGUUUGCUCUCAGAUUUUGGGCCGAACUCUUCCAGUUAUCGUCAGAUCGUUCACAAUGGACGAUUCUCUAUCCAUCGUUACUGUCCGUUACAGUAACCGAAGUAUCACGCAAACGACACACCGUUCACGUAACGGCGACAUGUGAUUCACGUGUUAUUGUUGAUCAUAUUCUUGAUUCUUCCAGUCAAGUGACACGAGUUUCAUCAUGUUUCGCUUACUGGCGUCACCAGGGCGAAACGUUCGGUGUGAAUGUGGUCAGUGCUGAGGAUUGUGAUCGAUUUUGUGAGCUUUCGAUGGAUUCGAAUCGUUUCAUAAAGUUCGCUUCAACUUCACAACAAACGUCGUCAUUUCAUGUUGUUGCUGCUAAAUUGUCACAGAUAUUCGAGGUUCAAAAGGGUGUGAUAAAGCACAUACAAACAUCGUUCACUGACUGUGUGAUCAGAUUAUCGAAUAAUACGGCCGUUGUUCGAGUCAAUGGAAAAGAUUUCUCGCUGAAUUUGCUGGAAAGUGUUAUGGUAGUUGGUGAGAUGAAACAUCGACUGUAUAUUUCUGAACCAGGUGGCGCAUUUGCAGUGGAGUGCGAUUGUGCGAAAACGCUUCGUUCAUUGCUGAUAAACCUUUUGACCAUAUCGUCGUACCUUAUAUCCAACUCAAACAACUUACCGAAUGCGGCACAUUAUUUGCAAAGACAAAUUACCAAACUGAAUGAAAAAAUUGCAUCGGUACGAUUCAUUUUUGUGUUGAUGCGUUCACUGACUGCACUUCAGCCGGAAUGUGAAUUGGCACGCGAUCUGAACGAAGAGCUGGAAAUGGCUCAUCUACGCUUAUUCGCUCUCAAAUAUCGACUUGCUGCCAUUUGCGAUGUUUCCUUUCCAACACCUUCAGUUAGUUUACGCUCUCAAUGCCCACAGUUGAUUAAAAUUUCAAGGAAAAUGUGUCUGUGUUUUAAAGCAAAUUGUCGGGAGGCAGUUAUCAAGGGACAGUUGUCCUCGGGGUUAAUUUUCGGGGGCAGUUAUCGUCGGGCUCAAUUGUUAGGAGCAGUUGAACUGUUGAGCAAGAUUUCGUUACGCACUCUUCGACAUCUCAGUUCGUUCAGUGGUGCUGCAGUUUGCUCACUUCAUUUGCAUUUCCUCUGCAAAUCACGUUUUCAAAUAAGUAAAAGAAGUUCGUGUUCACGCGACGAGUUAGCGUUGAAUGUACUUGCAUUACACACUGAACUUAUGCAGCACGCUAACGUCUCGGUGGUGCUUCCUUCAGGCGCAGUUGUGAAUAUCGAUGAACCGGCUGAGAACGUUGACGCUAUCCUUGCAAAGGUAUGCAAGGAAUUGGGUUUAUCUGCUGAUAAACAUUGUAUUCUACGCGAAGGUCGACAUCGAGUUAGAUUGGUUCAAUGUGAAUAUCGUAUCGAAAAAAUUGGUCGCAGCCUUGGACUGACGAUUUGUGCAAGACAGACUGAUGGGACUGUUAAGGCUGAAGUACGUGCAGUUCGUGACGGAACAACAGCAGUCGAAGUUGGUGAUAAAGUGAUCAGUGUUGAUGAUCGACCAAUCGAUCAGUUGAAAACUGCUGAAGAAGUUGAAGCCUUGUUACAGUCAGCUAGUUCGCUCGUACUACGCCGUUCAAAAUUUCAACAAACAAAAAUAAACACAAAUAUAAACGAUGACAAUAAAUGCCAUACUGCAAUUGCAAAGAAAGCAUCAAGUAUGGAUCGUAUCUCUGAACCACCGACCUCAGCUAUUCUUCACAAUAAUUGGCAGGCUGAAAGUACACGAUCUUCGCCGUCAAGAAAUUCAAAUGUGAAUCUAACGAAGAACGUAAACGUGAUGUCACAUUCGGCGUGCGAACGUAUCUCACGAGCUGAUACGAAACGACACAGCCCUGUGGACGUCAGCUUGAAUGCAAUUCAUUUUAGUACCAGUGCUGAGGAACAACUCUUUAAAACGAUCAACGAGUUGGUUAACACCGAAAAAAAUUUUGUCAAAGAUGUUCAGAAGUUGGUUGCGCAAUAUCUGAAACCGUUGAAUCUAACUAUUUUGGAAACUGCCGAUCGACUCUUACGAAUUCAAUCGUCAUUUUUGUGUUCACUUCUGGAUGCUGCGGGUGACGUUGUUCAUUCUCCAUCUACUUCACAGCAACAGUUAAGAGACUCACUGAUUCGUAUAUCAGCAUUAUUUGUUAACAAAUGUAGCAAAUUCAAAAUAUAUAGCGAAUAUUCAGCCGCAUAUCUUCGAUUUCAACAGAACGAGAAAGAAAAGAAUGAUAUUGAAACGAAAUUGGAUAAGAUGAACGUCAGCGGUGAGCAAAGUGAAAGUGCGCAAUCGUUGUUGAUAAAGCCAAUUCAAAGAGUACUUAAAUAUCCAUUGUUUUUGCAACAAAUGUGCGAUAAUUGUGUAUGUGGCUCAGUGGAACGACAACAAGGCGAGCAAGCACUCGCACGAAUGCACGCACUUGCUGAGUAUGUGAAUGAAAUGCAGCGACUUAACGAACAAUAUGGAUCUGUCAUUGAGGAGAUAUCAUCGAAGAAUUCCGCAAUGUUGCGAAUGAACUUCAGUCAGUUGCUGAUGUUUGCACAUGUGAAUUGGUUGAACUGCUACGAGAAUCGUUCGCGACCGGUCUCAUGUGUUGCAUUCGUUUUCACCUCUCUCAUUCUCAUACUUUGCCCGACACUUUACAAAAGCAAGGCACGCGUAUACCGUAUCCUACCGAUCGCAGAGAUUGAAGUGAAUGAAAGCGAUGCAAAUUCGACACAGUCUCAAUUCCUGUUCGUCCUAAUUCAUGUCGGUUCUCCACGUGAACCUGUUUAUCAUUUAUGUUGUUGCCAGGCUGAAGUAAAGAAUCAAUUCAUCAAGUCAAUACGUAAAGCAGCUGCUUCUCUUACUAAGGAACAACGACGUCCUCUCAGUGGUAGUAGUCAAUCGGAUGGCGGUUACAGUAGUGAGCGUCAUCCUCCUUAG